Molecule: messenger RNA, 399 nt
Organism: Aspergillus steynii IBT 23096
Lineage: Eukaryota; Fungi; Ascomycota; Eurotiomycetes; Eurotiales; Aspergillaceae
Exons: 1
Coding region: 81-314 (77 amino acids)
Source: RefSeq, a predicted model, not a curated record
GUUUUCCAAAAAAUACCAGAGACGAGACGGUCGGUCGGUCGGUCGGCCUGUACGGAGGGUUGAUUCAAUAAUGACACCCGAUGGCUGACACGGACGAGGCAGACUCGUUGACUCCGUGCUGUUUACUGAUCACGCCGGCAUUUGUUUUUGGGUCAGCGUUUUGUCCCUUAUUUCGAUCACUGCGAUCAACACCGCUGUCUCACCCACGGUUCUGCGGUCCCGAGAAGAGGGUACGUCACAAGGACCCGGAGAUAGGAGAAUUACUCUGUGUAGCCACGAUAGCCACGUUCCUCAGUGCGCCUGGGGGGGAUUGAAUUUCCCGCACAUUAAUCUCCCAACGUCGCCCAGAACGCCCCAGAAUGUGACGGCAACUACGCGAGGGACGCCGGUGGAUAAGAG